GUUUUACACCAUCGUCGGCAUUGCAUUGAAGCGGGCUUUAAUAAAAAGCCUUACGAAUACGAGUAAAUAUCCUUUAAUUUAAUGAACUGAAGUGCUGCAGCUACGUUUCAAUGCAGAAAGAAUUGUGUAAUAUGGCUACAAAACGCAAAGGUGAACCAAUCCGUGACCAGGAUCCAGACUACGAGACUGUUUCUGUCAUGACAGCCAGCAAAAGACAGCGCCUGUUCGAGAAAGAUGCCAAGGACCUCACUGUCAAGAAAAUCGAAGGCAUCAUCAAGCGUCAGUUUGCCAUUGAGAUGCGGCACAAAGAGAAGGAAGUUGAACAUAUUGAUGAGAGAAUUCACCAAGUAAGAGCCAUGUUGGACAAGCUGCGAGCAUGCGUCGUGGCAAACUACUACGGAAACAUUGGACUUGGCCAGACAAACGCCAAAGGGGAGAAAACCCGAUCCAUCAAAACCAAUUUGAACCAUCCGGCCAUCCAACAAGCUCUCGCAAGCAAUCUGAAAACUCAGUCACCGUCCGAGACACCAGAUCCAGCCUCGGCGGAAAAUGUCGCCCAAAACGGCACCCCGAUCCCCCCGGCAAUGGCAGAGACUCCUGGUACCCCGAGCAGUGGACCGUGGUCCAGUCAGCAGAGCGAGCGGUCAUCACCAGAAUCGGAGCAGCUGAGCAGGGUGGAGUUAGCCGAAGUGGAGGAGGAGCCUGACCUUGGAGUGGGCGGGGCCAAAGGACCACGCCACACUGGACCAGAUACAUUUGGUGUUGGCCCCGCUCUCCUGACCCCCAAGCCUCUAAUUCCUCAAGUGGAACCGGGCGAUGGGUCCAGAUUCCACGUCAAGAAGAGAAUCAUUGUGGGAAACGUCUCAAAAUACAUCCCGCCCGAGAAUCGUGAGGACAGCGACCCAUCUACCCACAAAUGGAUGGUCUACGUCAGGGGGCCGCCAGAAGAGCCCAGAAUUGACCAUUUCGUCAAACGCAUCUGGUUCUUCCUGCACCCAAGCUACAGACCCAAUGACCUGGUCGAGGUCAAGGAGCCUCCUUUUCAUCUGACUCGCCGAGGCUGGGGGGAAUUCCCCAUCCGCAUCCAGCUUCAUUUCCUAGACCCCAGGAACAAGAAAGUGGACAUCAUUCACCCUCUCAAGCUGGAUAGAACAUACACAGGACUACAGACACUUGGAGCUGAGACGAUUGUUGAUGUUGAGCUGGAUCGUUACCUGUUUGAUGAGCUUGGUCAGCCCUUGUCUCGACCUAUGACCCCGACCAUCACAAAGGUCAACUAUCAAGAGGGCAUCAAGCCGGGGAGUCCAGGAACGUCCUGGGAUGAGGCAAGGUGGAGGAGUGCUUCUCCAAGAAUCAAAGAAUCUGUCGGUAGAAUUUCAACGAUUGACAGGCUCCCGGAAGAACCUGGAAUGGGUCCCGUGCCAGCCAUUAAGAGAUCCGAGUCUGCUGAGGCAAGCCCCACCAGAGUCGCUGCACUUAAGGAUGACAGUAGUCAGAAAGUGGAACUGCAAACGGAUCAGACAUCCUCGGAAGUGAGAGUGACUGCUGAGCAGGGUCAGUCAUUCAGUGGUAUUAUUGGCCCGUCAGGUAUCCAGCCUUCGUCGCAAGGGCCUCCCGUUGGCACUGCUUCUGCUGGCCAGAUUGCCAUGCAGCAACGGCAGGGUGGCCAAUUUGUACGUGUCAUGCCACCCCUUGGUCCCAUAACCAAGAGUGCAGUGAUAGCUCCAUCCUCACUGGCUGGUUUAUCCCAGCAGGUGCCAGGGCCCUCCUCAUCCCCAACCAAAGUCAUCACUCCAACAGAUGACAGAAGUGGUUCAAUCGUUGGCUCCCCUUCUCAAAGCCAGACUUCGUCAGCCAAUGUCUCUCCAACCCAGCCUGGUGUCAUCAAUGUUGCUGAUGCUGCUUUUACGGGAAAGGGUACCCUGGAUGUCCGCAUACAAGAAGGGAAGGUUGUUCAGGAGGUCACCUCUCCAACACAAGACAUAACCCAGUCCAAGACAGAGGCAACAACUAGCGUGGCAGCGAUGGCCCAAACAAUAGUACCUCUAGUGCAGGAGGCCCAUAUCAAAGGCACUACCGUUCUUCAGACCACGGCACCCUCCAGAGUUCAGAGUGUACAAGGUGUCUUGGUCACAACUGCCCUCCAGAAACCUUCCCAGGUGGUUGAUGGCAGUGUCAUGGGAGCAAGUUCUCAGACUGGAGGGAUAGCAGUCCAGCCAACAAGCUCUCAGCUGAACAAGCCAGUCAUGAGCACCUCUUUGUCAACGACUGGUGCUAGCAUUCCAGCCGUCAAGAGAAUCCCCUCCUCUGGAAGUAUCACAGUUGUUGCGACCAAGCCAGGUGAAUCCCCAAAGCACUCGCCCCCAGCCACUGCCUCAGGUAUACCAACUCCACCUCCAGGAACCCAAUACUACAUCACAGCAAAGUCCACAGAUCCAAACCUGCAAGGGAAGGUCAUCCUCAUCCCGCAGCAGGUGUUCCAGCAGGCCUCUAGUCAACAGGCCAUGGCGGGUGGGAAACCUGGUGUAGGAAAAGCAUCUAGCCCUCCGGGGAAAGCAGGCCCUUCUAAAGUAGCCACUGCUUCCUCCAAGUCCCCAUUCUUAUCACCCAGCAAUGUAUUGAUUCUACCAGCAGGGUCCAUUGUGCCUCCUCUCCCCCCUGGUAGUAUUGUCCAGAUUCAACAAGUGCCAUCCCCAGUUCGGUCGACAACAGCUUCUAGCCAGCCAAAAUCUCAGACCACAUCAGCUGUGUCGAAAGCAGUCACCGCUCCCGGGAAGGGGACUGGUCCCAAAAUAUCAGGGAUUCCAUCAGGAGGAGUUAUACAGAUCCAAAGGACCACUGGCACAACAGUGGCCAAGGUUUCAGGGAUCCAGGGUCCUUCUCAGGCAACAGGAAUCUCCAUCCUUCCAGAACAGAAGGGUCAACUAGCAAAAACUGCAGCCGGUGGGGUUGUUUUUGUCCAGCGUACACCUUCAGGUGGGAAGAUCAGCUCAGGGCAGACCCUUACAAGACUACCUCUUGUCCAGGGAGGUUUAGCCCUACAGCAGAAGAUAACCCUUGCAGCUCAGCUCCCUCCUGGUGCAGUCCCAAUUCCACAGCAAGGACCACUGUCUCUGAAGCCUGGUAGUUCUGUCAACAUCAUUCAGAAUCCAGUGCCAAAAUCUCUCCAACAGGGACAAACCCUGGUCCUACACGCCCAGUCCUCUGUCCCAAAGGUCCCAGGAAAAUCUCUGCAGACAGUGACGGCAAUCCGACAACCAAUAGUCCCUGGGGGUCAGGCCUCCAAGUUCAUUAUUCAGGGUCAAGGAUCAAAGGUUGUUACCCCUGGUCAACUUCAGGUCCGACUGUCUGGUCCUGCAACAAGUGUGAUCCCAUCAAGGCCAAUUGCUGCAACUUCUGUAAGCACAGCAGGUGCUGAAUCAAAAGCUGUUGUGACAGGACAAGUUUCAGGUGAAGGCAAAGGACCAGAUGCUGUAGGCUUGGCAGCACACAGAUCAGCAUCUGCCACAUCUGAAGCAGGGAUACAAGAGACCAUCCCUAGUCGAGGAAGUGAAAGAGAAAACGUGUUAAGCAGCAGUUCUGGAGCUGAAGACCACAUUAAAAAUCAAACUGCAUCAACUGAGGCUAGCAGCCAAAAACCAGUGGUCAUCAAAGACCUAAUGAGAGAAGCUACAUCAAAGACUGUCACUACCACAGAGCCUACCUCAGGAGCAAGUGCAUCUGCAACUGCUGCUGAUACUCAGUUGGUUCACUCAAUGCAACAGGUAAAAACUAAGGCUCCUCAGACUGUUUUGGUACAGCAUCCAUCAAGAAUCGUCAUCAAGCAGGAGCCAGUCACCAGCCCUCAGGACUACCCGCCAUCUUCUACAAUUCAGCGCACCCCUGUGAAUCCCACUUCUGCCACCACCGUGAGUGACGUUCAGAUCAAAAUGGAGGUUGAAGAAAAAGAGGCGGAGUCUGAGGUGUCUGUCAUGAUGCGUGAGCUGACAAUGAGCUGCUUGGAGGGCCCAGUUUGUGUGUAUGGACUACAGACAAUGGAGGAGUUGAUUGCAGCUGUAGUAAAGAAAACGCCUUUGAUCAACAAGGACAGGGUUCAGAGUGAGCAUCCCUUUGCUGCGACAUCCCUGCAGCAUUAUCAUUCCUGGUCCAGGGCCAAACGGCGUGCAGCUGAGUGGCACCGUUCCGUCUCGGUCCGACGGAUCGCAACAGAGGCCCAGGUCAAAUCGGAAAAGUUACGCUUUGAAAGAAUUUGGACUGCAAAGGAGGUGAUGGUGUGGUGCCGACAGCGGGGCUAUACCCCACCAGAACCAGAUACCAGUGACAAUGGAGAAUCCUGGUGUAACGUCUGUGGUGACCUGAGCAAGAAGGGACGGAGGAUUCAACCGACAACUGCUGGGCACGACUGUAGCAAUGACUGGCUGUCAUCUGCAGGACUGUUGAAACCAAUAACCUACACGACUCCCGACGAGUUGACCAGGAAUCUGCAGACCCAACAGAUCGGCAUCGACCGGGUUUCCUCCGACAGCGACUCUGAGAUUGACAUCAUCGGGAUGUGGAACCUGGGAAAUCGCAUGCGAAUCAAGAGAGAGAUGCCAGAAGCCCAAGACGGGAUACGGUGUUACCUGCCAUACAGCAAUGGGGCUAAGAUGAUACAGGAAGUCUCACAAGAGAUUGGGGUCUGCUUCAAGCCAACUCAACUUGCUUCCGACACUUUUGCGCCUGUCGCAGAAGAGGUCAUGUUUUCUGCCGUUUCACAAUUCUUAAGCACCCUCCUCCGAAAAUCCUUGGCCAAAGCCUACAACAAACGCACAGAUAACAGCCUUCCAAAGGAGAUUCUUCCAACCCACGUUCUACAGGCCAUUGAAAGUACCGAGUCAUGUGACUUCCUUAGCAACAAACACCUGGGGGUCCUUGCCAUGCCAACGGAGGAAAACCAGGAAGCUUCAACCUAGAUAGGCUACGAACAAAUGCUUAAUAUUUUUUCUGCUCAUUAUGGUCUAGUAACCUCCAAAGGUUAUCUGAAAGGAUACCAUGAAUGGAUUUUCAUCAAAUUUUCGCUGUGGUUAUACACAAGAGUACAAACAAUAUACUCCAUCAACUUGGAUACUUUUUGAGAAAUUUAAAGAUGUCUACUUGCACGUCUUUUUUGGGGUCACCCUGUAGAACUUUGAGAAACUUUUUGACAAGAAAAAUGAGUGAAUUCGAAGGCCAAGAGUUUGAACCAAUCACACAAUCACUGUAAUGUUCUUUAGUAGAUGAAUAUAGAAUUAUUCACUUUUUUAAUUCUUCACAAUUGGCUCAAUUGACAAUUGUUUUUCAAUAUCAAUCUAGA
Patiria miniata (bat star) is the source of this 5332-nucleotide messenger RNA. RefSeq names its product YEATS domain-containing protein 2-like (gene yeats2). Gene Ontology annotation, cellular component: NuA4 histone acetyltransferase complex. Gene Ontology annotation, biological process: regulation of transcription by RNA polymerase II; chromatin remodeling. Gene Ontology annotation, molecular function: histone binding. The transcript has 16 exons. NCBI's taxonomy places the organism in Eukaryota, Metazoa, Echinodermata, Asteroidea, Valvatida, Asterinidae. Bases 111 to 4952 code for a protein of 1613 amino acids. The record is from RefSeq and is a predicted model, not a curated record.